Molecule: messenger RNA, 4723 nt
Organism: Meleagris gallopavo (turkey)
Lineage: Eukaryota; Metazoa; Chordata; Aves; Galliformes; Phasianidae
Gene: USP15
Product: ubiquitin specific peptidase 15
Biological process (GO): protein deubiquitination
Cellular component (GO): nucleus
Molecular function (GO): cysteine-type deubiquitinase activity
Source: RefSeq, a predicted model, not a curated record
CUCCCAGCAUGCAGCGCGGCCCGCUCCUGCCCCUGCUACCGCUGCCGCCGCUGCUGCCGGGGGGAGAAGAUGGCGGAGGGAGGCGCGGCGGAUCUGGAGACCCAGCGCACGGACGUGGCCGCGCUGCUCAAAACCGCCCUCCGCAAGGGCGACACCUGGUAUCUUGUGGAUAGUCGUUGGUUCAAACAGUGGAAAAAAUAUGUUGGUUUCGACAGCUGGGACAAAUAUCAAAUGGGAGAUCAGAAUGUGUACCCUGGUCCUAUUGAUAAUUCUGGACUUCUCAAAGAUGGUGAUUCCCAGUCUCUCAAAGAACAUCUCAUUGAUGAGCUGGAUUACAUCCUGUUGCCCACUGAAGGCUGGAAUAGGCUAGUUAGCUGGUACACGCUAAUGGAAGGUCAAGAACCAAUAGCACGCAAGGUUGUUGAACAGGGUAUGUUUGUAAAGCACUGCAAAGUAGAAGUAUAUCUGACAGAAUUAAAGCUUUGUGAAAAUGGAAAUAUGAACAAUGUUGUCACACGAAGAUUUAGUAAAGCUGAUACAAUAGAUACAAUUGAAAAAGAGAUAAGAAAAAUCUUCAAUAUUCCAGGUGAAAAAGAGACCAGAUUGUGGAACAAAUACAUGAGUAAUACCUUUGAACCUUUGAAUAAACCAGAUAGUACCAUACAAGAUGCUGGUUUAUACCAGGGACAGGUACUGGUAAUAGAACAGAAGAAUGAGGAUGGAACAUGGCCAAGAGGUUCUUCAACUCCUAAGUCCCCAGGUGCAUCCAAUUUUUCAACUUUACCAAAGAUCUCUCCAUCUCUAUCAAAUAAUUAUAACAACAUGAACAACAGAAAUGUGAAAAAUUCAAAUUAUUGUCUCUCAUCAUAUACUGCUUAUAAGAAUUACGAUUAUUCAGAGCCAGGAAGACAUAAUGAACAGCCAGGCCUGUGUGGCCUGAGUAACUUGGGGAAUACAUGUUUCAUGAAUUCAGCAAUUCAGUGUCUGAGCAACACACCUCCUCUAACAGAAUAUUUUCUCAAUGAUAAAUACCAAGAAGAGUUGAAUUUUGACAAUCCUUUAGGAAUGCGUGGUGAAAUUGCAAAAUCUUAUGCAGAGCUCAUCAAGCAAAUGUGGUCAGGAAAAUACAGUUACGUUACGCCAAGAGCAUUUAAGACACAAGUGGGACGAUUUGCACCACAAUUUUCUGGUUAUCAGCAACAAGAUUGUCAAGAGCUACUGGCUUUUCUCCUGGAUGGCUUACAUGAGGAUUUGAAUCGAAUUAGGAAAAAGCCUUAUAUUCAGUUAAAAGAUGCGGAUGGAAGACCAGACAAGGUAGUUGCUGAAGAAGCCUGGGAGAACCAUUUAAAAAGAAAUGAUUCCAUCAUUGUAGAUAUAUUUCAUGGCCUUUUUAAAUCCACUCUUGUCUGUCCUGAAUGUGCUAAGAUUUCUGUAACCUUUGAUCCAUUUUGUUAUUUGACACUUCCAUUACCCAUGAAAAAAGAACGCACUUUGGAAGUUUUUUUAGUCAGAAUGGAUCCACUUGCUAAGCCUAUGCAGUACAAAGUAGUAGUUCCAAAAAUUGGAAAUAUAUUGGAUCUUUGCACAGCAUUGUCGGCUCUGUCAGGUGUUGCUGCAGAUAAGAUGAUUGUUACUGAUAUAUACAAUCACAGGUUCCACAGGAUAUUUGCCAUGGAUGAAAAUCUGAGUAGUAUUAUGGAACGUGAUGACAUUUAUGUGUUUGAAAUCGCUAUCAAUAGAACAGAAGAUACGGAACAAGUUAUAAUUCCUGUUUGUUUAAGGGAAAAGUGCAGGCACACUAGCUACAGCCAUAGUGGUUCCUCAUUGUUUGGUCAACCUUUUCUCAUAGCAGUGCCUAGAAACAACACUGAAGAUAAACUGUAUAACCUGCUGCUGCUAAGAAUGUGCCGAUAUGUAAAAACAUGCACUGAAACUGAUGACACUGAAGGAUCCCUACGGUGCUGUAAGGAACAUGGUAUCAAUGGUAACGGCCCAAAUGGAAUACAUGAAGAGGGUUCUCCAAGUGAAAUGGAAACAGAUGAACAGGAUGAUGAAUCCAGCCAGGAUCAGGAGCUUCCUUCAGAGAACGAAAACAGCCAAUCAGAAGACUCAGUUGGAGGUGACAAUGACUCUGAAAAUGGAUUAUGUACUGAAGAUACUUGCAAAGGUCAACCACUCACGGGACACAAAAAGCGAUUGUUUACAUUCCAGUUCAAUAAUUUAGGCAAUACUGACAUAAAUUACAUCAAAGAUGAUACCAGGCAUAUUAGAUUUGAUGACAGGCAACCUAGGCUUGAUGAAAGAUCUUUCCUUGCUUUGGAUUGGGAUCCUGAGUUGAAGAAGAGAUACUUUGAUGAUAGUGCAGCAGAGGAUUUUGAAAAACAUGAAAGUGUGGAAUAUAAGCCUCCCAAAAAGCCUUUUGUGAAAUUAAAAGAUUGCAUUGAGCUGUUCACAACAAAGGAAAAACUAGGUGCUGAAGACCCAUGGUAUUGUCCAAACUGUAAAGAACAUCAGCAAGCUACCAAAAAGUUAGACUUGUGGUCACUUCCCCCAGUACUGGUAGUUCAUCUAAAACGCUUUUCCUAUAGCAGAUACAUGAGGGACAAGUUGGACACAUUGGUUGGCUUUCCAAUAAAUGAUUUGGACAUGUCAGAGUUCCUUAUUAAUCCAAACGCAGGCCCUUGCCGCUACAACUUGAUUGCUGUCUCCAAUCACUAUGGAGGAAUGGGAGGAGGGCACUAUACUGCUUUCGCAAAAAAUAAAGACGAUGGAAAAUGGUACUACUUUGAUGACAGCAGCGUGUCAAUUGCAUGCGAGGAUCAAAUAGUGUCCAAAGCAGCGUAUGUGCUCUUCUACCAGAGACAGGAUACAAUCAGUGGAACUGGCUUUUUUCCUCUUGACCGGGAAACUAAACAAGGUGCUUCAGCUGCCACAGGCAUCCCACUAGAGAGCGAUGAAGACAGCAAUGAAAAUGAUAAUGAUAUAGAAAAUGAAAAUUGUAUGCACACUAACUAAUGGAAGAACUAGAAGCCAUAAAAGAGACUUUCCUACAGGGGAUACCUAUUGAAAGAGUGAAAUUGCCCACCAAAUUAAAAAAAUAAAAAUCUGAGAUGGGGAAUUUCAGAUAACAGAAUGUAAAUCUUUAUUACAUUUUAACAUGUGCAGUACUUGAAGUGAAACAAUAAAAUCUUUAACGAAAUUGUCUCUAAUGCAUUUACAGUCUUGUAUUCACAAGCUAUAUAUAGGAAAUCACAAAUAAACCCCUUUUAAGUUUUCUGCUGCUGUUCUGAUGGAUUAUGUUUUCUUUGGUUUUGGAUGUGAGUUAAUAACGAAAAUGUUAAAUCUGUGGACUUCUGACAUUUAUUUUCUUAGUACUGCAAGAAUACUACUGCCAAGUCUAGUUUCUGGAUGAAUAUAUUCAUGUCCCUUAGGCUGUCACACAGACUAUAAGUAAAAAUGUCAUAAACAUAAGCAGUAGUUUCGAAACAACAAAUUUCUAUGUUUCUCCCUAAAAAAAAAUACCUUUUUAAAUUUGAUCAUGAUAGAAGAAAUAGCUUGAAAAGGUGUUUUAACCUUUCGUGAUAUAGUUGUGCAUCCAGAAUAUUAUGUUCACCUUACUGCUGCUGUGGAACAGGUUCUGGAUGUCAUGCUGCAUUAACAAAGUUUUUCAAUUAAAUGUAAGUAUCCUUUGUUGCUUGUUGGAAUCUACUCUGCAAACAUAAUUCCUGUUAUCUUGCUUAUAAGACAUGCAUAAUUUUAAUCUGAUGUCAGUCCAAAAUUUAAAAUUGUGCUGUAAGUUCUCUCUCCCCAGUUUUCAUAGUUUGACAGCUUGCAAACUACUCUGUAAUAGGGUCAGAGUUAAUAGUAUUCUGUAUCCGUAGUAAUGACUGUGUAUCGGGCUUAGAUGAGAAUUUCUCAAUAUAACCUACCUUUAAAUCAUUAAUGAACAAAUUGGUUUUAAAGGUAGGCCUGUUAAUUUUCUUUGUGUGUUCCUGUUGGAAUUCACCAUAGCCUUACAGCUCUGAAAAGGUAACUCAUUAUAAGAGAAUUGGCAUUUGCAUGUUCAAGUCAGAACCUGUACAGUAUAUAAGGCAUAAAAACUUUGAAUUGGGUUUCAGUUAAUCGUGUUCAGGGGUCCAGGAUGCCAAAAUAAGUGUGACAAUUUGAAACAUUUUUUAAUUUGCUGCUUUCCCUUCAAUCUAGUUGGAAGAAUGUAUUGUUAAUUUGUAUACAAUACUGCCUUUGAGAGGAACCCUUGAUUGCGGGGGCACAUUUCACAUAUCUACUACCUGGAGAAUUGCUUUGUGUCCCACUGUUCAAACAGAUAAUUAAAAAUAAAGAUAAAAGCAAAAAGUAUGAUGUUCUUCACUUGAACUAAUCAAAUACAAUAGGUUAUAAAUUGUGUAUUGUAAAUAAAAGUUCACUCUGUGAGUGCACAUUUUGGUAAAUUAUUUAUUUAUGUUAGCAUUAAAAAGUUUAAAAAAUUGCAUUUGACCAGGAUAUAAAUGAGGUAUGUUGGACAUGGCUUUGCUUUAUACCUUGAUAUUAAACUGGUGUUUCAUCCUGGUAUUUUAAAGCUGCUUUGAGGUUUUUUUUUUAAAUGUAAACUAACCUCCUGCAUGACAGAGGUUAAAAUUUUGUCUGCACUUGAGUUCACUUGGGUUUACAUUUGAAAUGCGCAUGUUUAUUUAUACAGAUUUCAAUAAAGCUAUUCAAGGCCUUA